AUACCGUACCGGAUACAAAUCGAUACCAAUACAUAGACACUUGCUUCUUUGGAUACGACCCUCUCGAAAAUCAAUACAAAGUAAUGGUCUUACCAAAGUACGAUAUGGAGGAAAAGCCUUGUCAAGUAUUCACAGUGGGAGAUCCCAUGGAGAAGCCUUGGAGAGACAUCCCAGGCAUUGGACUUCACUUUCCAUUAGAACAUGCGGUUUGCAUCAACGGGGUUAUCUAUUACCGAGCAAGUAAUAAACUUCGCGGUUCUACUUUUUUCUUGGUGAGUUUUGAUGUAAGGUCAGAGAAGUUUAAUCAUGUAAAGGCUCCGGAAAUACUGAUGGAUCACCCUUGCACUUUGAUAAACUAUCAAGGGAAGUUAGGAUUUAUGUGUUGCAAGAAGGGUGUGGAAAUUUGGGUUAUGGAGGAUGCGAAGAAGAAACAAGAUUGGUCCAAGAUUAUCUUUUAUGAGAUGGAGGGUUUAGAAAAUUGGCGUAUUGCGGGUGUCACUCAUGGUGGUGAGAUCGUUUUUAUCAAUGGGAUGUUAAAAACUUAUGAUAGAUUAUAUGUCUUCUAUUAUGAUCCAAAGCGAAAUAGUAUGAGAGACGUUGAAGUCGAAGGUACAAUGGUGAAGGAUGUAGAGGGUGAAAGUAAACAUUAUCUUCGUGUAUGGGCUGUUCCGAAUCUUGUCGAGAAUACAAUGCGCUUGUAACUUCCUUUCACAAGGAUUCGUUGCAUUUGCUUAUAUGAUCUUUUCUCUUAUGGUCAAAUUGUGGUUAUCCUCUAUAUAAUUUUGAACAUACUCAGCCUUUUCUGAUUUUCCAACGUACUCGGUUACUUGAUUCUUUGUUCAUCUCUUCAUACACUUACCCUCUACAAAAUACUGAUUAAGUUGCUAGGCAGUGUAUCAAUAGGUCUGUGGAUUGUUCUUUUGUAGUCUUUUCAACCUCCUUGCAUUGGCUACAAAUAUGAACUGUAAGAAGAUGGUUCAUGUUUUAUUUCUUCAAUAUGAUUUUAUUCAUGUGGAGACAAUACAAUUCCUCAAACUGG
Arabidopsis arenosa is the source of this 1039-nucleotide messenger RNA. NCBI's taxonomy places the organism in Eukaryota, Viridiplantae, Streptophyta, Magnoliopsida, Brassicales, Brassicaceae. The record is from the annotation of a GenBank genome assembly.